Coregonus clupeaformis (lake whitefish) is the source of this 1376-nucleotide messenger RNA. RefSeq names its product acid sphingomyelinase-like phosphodiesterase 3b. The record is from RefSeq and is a predicted model, not a curated record. The transcript is spliced from 6 exons. The coding region runs from base 21 to 1037 and encodes 338 amino acids. NCBI's taxonomy places the organism in Eukaryota, Metazoa, Chordata, Actinopteri, Salmoniformes, Salmonidae. Gene Ontology annotation, molecular function: hydrolase activity.
CUUGAUAGUCAGAGCGCACUAUGGCUGCGAUGCGGACAAUCCUCCUGUCCUGUCUUCUAUUCACAUGCGGGAAAGUUCUGGGGCUGUCAGGCAACUUUUGGCACAUCACGGAUCUUCACUGGGACCCAACCUAUAAACUCACCGACAAUCCAGAUCGUGUGUGUGCAUCCAGUGGAAAACGGCCUGCGCACAGUGCUGGUAAAUUUGGAGACUACCUCUGCGACGCGCCAUGGGAACUUAUUAACUCCACAGUGUAUGCAAUGAAAGACAUUCUGCCAGAUCCGGAUUUCAUCGUCUGGACAGGAGAUGACACGCCGCAUGUCCCGAACGAGGAUCUGGGAGAAGAGGCGGUUCUCUCCAUUAUCAGCAACCUCACCCACAUCAUAAAGCUUGUUUUUCCAGGUACUAAAGUGUACUCAGCGCUGGGGAAUCAUGACUACCAGAGCCAGCUACCCCCAGCCCAGAACAACAUCUAUGAACAGACAGCACAGCUGUGGCAGGGCUGGUUGAAACCAGAGUCUCAAACAACCUUCCGUACAGGUUCCCCUAUCAGUGCCAUGUUCUUGACCCCUGGGGUCACUCCCUGGAAGACCACCUUACCUGGGGUCAUAGACGGAGCCAACAACCCUGGGAUCCGUGUCUUUGAAUAUGACACCCAAACCCUUCUAGUCAAAGACAUGGUGACCUACUACCUGAACCUGACCCAUGCCAACGUGGCCCAGGCACGCUGGGAGAAAGAGUACCGCUUCACUGAGAGCUUUCGUGUGCCUGACGCCUCCCCGGCCUCCAUGCACCAGGUCGCAGAGCGCAUGGCCAGCAACCGCUGCUAUCUGCAGAAGUACUACGAGUUCAACUCAGUCAACUACGACCUGACAGAGUGCAACAGUGACUGCCGCGUCAACCACGUGUGUGCUGCUAGAGAGGUAGACUUUGAGAGGUACGAGCAUUGUCUGGAGAAAGAGAGGGCGUCAUCGACUGGUGUUGCCUUGUUGCCAGUUCUCUCUGUGGUGAUCAGUCUGGUCUGGUCCAGCUGUUAAUGAUCUCAAUGUGCACCAAAGACAUGGAUCCAUUACUACUGGCUGCCUACAAUGAAAAGAAUGAAAGGCUGCUCCAUCCUAUGGAGUCCUUCUUCCAAAUGUUGCGAUUAAGGACAUUUACCUUAAAUGAUUUAAUCAAAUAGAUACAUUUAACUUUUUCUAACAUUAGAUCUUUCAAGAAUGCCUCUUUUUGAGUAUAGCGAUCAGAAUUCACGGAUUGACUGCAUGCUGCAUUUUCCAGUCUGUGCAUCUCAAUUUCAAUAAUGUGCCAUGCUUGUUAAAGUAAUGCUAUGAACAUUUAGAAAAAAAUGGUUUAAUAAGAAGAUCCACGACCUUUGA